Messenger RNA from Betta splendens (Siamese fighting fish), 2201 nucleotides. RefSeq names its product proprotein convertase subtilisin/kexin type 1 inhibitor, like (gene pcsk1nl). Gene Ontology annotation, molecular function: endopeptidase inhibitor activity. The transcript has 6 exons. The coding region runs from base 271 to 1158 and encodes 295 amino acids. Gene Ontology annotation, biological process: negative regulation of endopeptidase activity. Lineage: Eukaryota; Metazoa; Chordata; Actinopteri; Anabantiformes; Osphronemidae. The record is from RefSeq and is a predicted model, not a curated record.
CUAGAUGAGCGGCUGCAGGCUGACUCAGUGUGUGUUCAGUCAGUAGCAUGGCGUUUCUCAGCCUCCUGCUGCUCAGCACCGCUCUGAUCCACACAGCCCAGCGACAGGAGACAGUAACCCACAGCAACGGAGCCAUUGGUUACUCAACAUAAAGGAGUACUCCUGACAACGUCCUUGCCUGCAGGUCGUGGCGGGGGGCGUGGCCUGAAUGUGGACGGGGUCAGACGCCAGCGCAGAGACGUCCAUAACGUGAUACCUUAUGAGGAUCAGAUGAUGUCAUAUCCUGCCUCUCAAGGAGGGGGAGGAACUAAUAGCCCAUACUAUCAAUCAGAUGGCGAGAGGGGGCGUGGCCUAGAUCAAGCACUGCAACUGCUGGUGGAGAGAGACCAAAGGCGAGAGCUUAAAGAAGAGCAGCGAUCAGCCUACCUGUCUGCUCUGCUCCGCCUACUAAGUGAGGCAGAGAGAACGGACUUGGUUGGUCCGGAUGAUGUGCAGGUUAUUGAGGAGGAGCAGGAUGAAGAAGAGGAUCAGGGCCCAGCGCAGGUCUUCCAGGGCCAUGCUCUCCCAGACUAUGAGGAAACACCCGAAGCCAUGAUCAUGGGGAGGCCCCCAGGGGCCUGGUGGGGUCUUUUGGACCCCCAGGUGGUUCAGAGCCUGCUGGACAGGAUGGAGCCUCAGCUGGCUCACUCUCUGCUGGAGAGAGCAAGACUGGGGCGACUUCAGCAGAUGGGGCGGGUUUCAUCAGGACUAAAUCAAGAGGCUCUGAGACGUCUGGUUGUUCAGAUACUGUCCAACAUUGGCCCUAACAACACCCCAGUGAUGUCACCCGGUCGCAGAAUGAGAAGGGAUCUUUCAGUCACUGCAGCUCAGCCUGAUAGAUCCAUCCACAGGAGAGUCCGACGUUCCCUUGACGACAUUGCUCGACCAUUACCUAGCAACAACCCCCCCCUCCUCAGGGUGAAAAGGCUGGAGGAUGAGGAAGAUGAGGAGAAGCUUCCCCACUCUGUCACUGGUCUGCAGAGGAUGAAGCGUAUUGAUACCAUGGCAACAACCAGCAUGGAAAAACUGAAUAUUGGGAAUCAUUGGCGCAAGAGGAGAGCCCUGAAUUACGACCACCAUAUCUUGAUUGAUCAGAUUCUAGAUUAUAUGAGGGAGUGAUUGGGCCAGCAGGUGAGGAGGAGAUGAGGUAGGGCAGAAAGAAGAUGACAAGGAGAGGAGGAGAAUUUAAGUAGGAAGAGUACAAUGAGGAGGAGGAAAGUGGAAUGUGGAGAAGGAUGAAUAGGUUGAGUAGGAAAAAGGGAAUUGGUAGGAGGAAGAGGAGCAUGAGACAGAGGAGAAGAAUGAGUAGCAUUAAAAGAAGGAUGAGUAGCAUGAGGAGGAAGGGGAUGAGUAGCAUGAGAACGAAUAGCAUGAGGAGGAGGAGGAGGACGUGCAUUCUGUCAUCAUCUUUGAAUAUUAUGUUCUUGUGAAUUUUUUGAUGCUUCUGGUGAAAUGUGAUUUGUGGUUUGUUGUUAAAAUGAUGAUGCCAUGAAAAGUGAAAAUACCUAUUCCCAAACAGAUCCUGAAAUACUCCAGGAUCAAUUAUAGUGUGUUACUAAAAACGUUUUAUAAAGCUGAGUUAAAUUCCGAUCGUUUCCGCUUUCCCUAUACGCUGCUCCCUUUAUGCUGUCUAAAUUAAUCCAAGGCUGGAUUUCCCUGAUUAAAGCAAGUAAAACUUAGACGUCCUAUCAGAUCAGGUCUUUGACACCAGGCCUAGUUUACCACAUCAGAGUGAAACUGCUGAAUGGGGACACAAACCAUGGCAAUGGCUCAUUAACUCUGCAACGCUCUGUUUUUUGUUUCAUUCGUGUACUUCAGCUUUGUCAGUGUGUUCACUCAUCUGUUUGUGGUGAAAUAAAAGCGUCAUUUCUGUCACUGAUAAGGACGGUGUCCACCUGGAGUCUCCUAUUCUACGUGACUCAUAUAUUAUCUCACCUCCACACGAAACUAAUUAAUGAUGAAGACAUGAUAUGGGUGGACCUGUUAGAAGGAUGGUAGCAACAGCUGUUAGUGUAGUUAAGUAACAGAACAGCAAUUGUAUGUAGAAAAAUUGAGUCCAGUAAGUAGUGAUGAGUAUUGCCUUUAAUUAAAAAAAAAUUGUGUGUCCUAAUUGAAUAGAAAAUAAUAAUGAUAAUGCCAAAAUAAAACAACUUUUCAGAAUA